Messenger RNA from Chara braunii, 5273 nucleotides. The record is from the annotation of a GenBank genome assembly. Lineage: Eukaryota; Viridiplantae; Streptophyta; Charophyceae; Charales; Characeae.
GCCGAAUCGUUCCAAUGCGAUUUGCUGUACUUCGUGAGUGUAACGAUUUCAUGUACUUAAUAUUUGCAUGGCGUUUACCGAUCACCCAGACGUUAUAGGCCACUUCCAGUGACGAGAAAGUGGCGCGCAACUACAGCCGUUCGCUGAUUGUUUCCGCAAGUGGAUCACAGAAAACCGCGGGGACGCCGUAAGAGGCAUGCAUGUCGAUUCUCUUCUUUUGCCACUCGCGUCUCCUGGCCGCUGAACCUGUUUUAGCUUGAAUUCCUACGACCAAUUGGGUAUGGAGAGUAGACUGUUUGCGCACAUCAGGUGAACUCGUUACCAUGCUGUUAUGGCUUCUCCACAUGCCCACGACCUCUCACACUGAAAAGCUCUGUGUUUGGAUUCUUUCCCUGCUCAACUGGACCAGAUCAGAUACAACGCUGGCUUAUUGGACACAAGUUCUCUGUUCGGCCAUUUUUGGAAUUGGUUGUCACCCCAUCCAUCCCUGUGCGCAUUGUCUUUUCCUUUCAAGCGCGUUGCAGUUUUGAGCUGUUAGCUCAUCAUCUGGUCAUUCUUCAAUUGCACGCACGGAUAUGUAGGGAUAUCUCAGAGCUCAAAGUCACCGGUUUGUUUUCAUCGCACUCGGAGAGACACAGGUGCCUUAGUUCCAAUCAAUUUUUGGUCAUGACAUGAAGUUGGUAGGUGUGUAAAGUAAGUUACAUAUCUACUUGUUUUCCCUGUGCACAGCAAUGCCCCACAUCUGUUUGUUUUCGCAUCUAUCGUCGUUCUCAAGGGUCUGACGAACUAGGAGUGUGUCAGCUUCUUUCAUUUCCAUCCCUGGAUUUCCCAUGGGACUGAACAAGGUGCAAGGAACAACCAGCAGCCAAGGCAGGGUCAGCAGGGGUAUUGCAUGCCUGGGAAGCUGAUCUUGACUGGUGCAACACUGAGGAAGCCUCCUUUGUUUUGUUCUUCUUCCCACAAAGUAGGAGUCCGAACAAGAUGGCGAACCUACUCCCAGCAAAGAACAUGGUGCAGCCCCGGACAUUGACUUUGCGGAAGAAGGAUAUUCUGAAGAUUGAUCGGGAAACUGCGAUAACUACAAUCAAGCCAAAGCUUAUCGCUGGGCUUGUCGCGCUUAUUGAGAGGGAAGAGGAUCGAGCCCAGUUUUUGACGUUCUGUCGAAGAGUUGACUCCACUGUGAGAGCGUGGUACAUGCGUCAGUUUGAUGAACUCAUGCAACUUCAUGCACUUCUCGACCCGGUCUCCGGUCCGGCAAGGUUGAAACAACAGCAGCUGACCCCUGCCCAAGUCGACAAGCUUGAGCAGAAGUUCUUAAAAAGCUUAUUUGAAAUGAUGGAGAAGAGCAACUUCAAGAUGAUGACGACCGAGGAGGUGGAACUUGCAAACUCGGGAACCUAUCUGCUUAACCUGCCAAUCGCUGUUGACAAAAACAAGCUGGACAGGAGGCUUCUUUCCAGGUACUUUGCCAGCAAUCCAACUGAGGAAGUCCCCAAAUUUUCUGAUAUGUACGUUAUCUUCCGUCGUGGAAUUGGGAUUGACCGGACGAGUGGGUUCUUCAUAAUGGAGAAAAUUGAUGCAUUGGUAGCUCGCUUCUGGAACGAUCUUCUAUGCUUGCUUAGGUUGAGAAAGCCGCAAGACUUGACUUCCGAAGUGAUCUCGGUAAAGAGCAUCAAAUCAAGCCGCAGCUCCCAAUUUGAUGCGGAUGGAGGCAACGACUCUGUGGGUAGUCAUAGCCGUUCUAGCUCAAGUGGCGAGUUAGAAGGAGGGCAGGGGCAAAGGCAAAGGCUAGCCGUCUCAGCUGCACCCCCAGCAUCGGGACCAGAGACAUCUCCGCUGUUACGAGUCGAUGAUCAUCUGAGUAAUGGCAUGUCGUCUGUUAGUCUGCAACACAGGAAGGAGUCAAAGGUGGGUUUUAAUUUUAAUCUCAGACAAGCUGCGGAUGCUGACGGGGAGAUCCAGCCAGACGAUGUGCUUGUCCCCAGCUUUGGCAUUCCCGCCAGUGGAGGAGCAAGCUUGGAGGGUCAAUAUGAUGGCGCUUCUUCGUCUGGGCAGCAGUUGGACGGAGCCGGAGCGUACGUCCAUAGAGAUGAGAGCACUGGGGAUGCGCACUUAUAUGUCGAGCGGAUACGGAUUGAAAACAUGCAGAUCAACUUUCGGAACCUUUUCAGCCCGGUCACACUUCAGGAGCCAACUUUCGAGCGCGUCAUUGUCGUUUACCGAAAGGCCACACCCAAAGAAGAUGGGUCAUUACUUGGAGAUCGAGGUAUACAUAUCAAGCACUUCUGCAACAUCCCCCUGGCAGACAUGGAAAUUGUAUUGCCAGAAAAGUGCAAUCCCGGGCUAACUCCAAGCGACACGCUGAAGUUUAUUGGGACGGCUUUGUUUGGGCUGGUGGCACUGAUAAGCAGUGCCACAUCGGGGGGAACAAUCGAAGGUUCGAUUGCUCUGGCUGUUCUUCUCGCCUUGGGGGCAUAUGGAGCAAAGGUGUACAGCUCAUUUCAGGCUGCGCAGGCGGAGUAUCAGAACCUCAUCACGAGAUCGUUGUAUGACAAACAGCUUGACAGCGGCCGUGCCACUCUCCUUCUCCUGUGUGAUGAAGUAAUUCAGCAGGAGGUGAAGGAGGUGGUCCUAGCAUUCUUUGUGCUCAUGACUCAAGGAAAGGCGACAUUGGAAGAGCUCGACGCACGGUGUGAGCAGAUUCUAGAGGAACUGUUUCAUGAAAGGACAGAUUUUGACGCUGUUGACGCGUUGGACAAACUUGAGAAGUUGGGAAUCGUGACUCAGGACUCGCUUGGAAGGUAUGGACACAUGUCUUUGAAACAUGCGAAUGAUCUUAUUGGAGUGACAACAGACGAACUUGUACUCUUGAAGGGCAUGCGAGGUGCGGGACUGAAGGCGUCAAAGUCAGUGCGCUUCUAGAUCGUGUGGCGUCCUGCUAAAUGGGAUGUUUUGUUGUUUCCCUCACCAUUUAACACUGAUGUGGAGCUCUACUGUAGGCCCAGUUUCUCACCUGGUGAUUACGCUGUUGUUUGUAGAUACCGCAUAGGCCGCGGCUUUGUCAGGAGACCUUAUUGGGCCGGCCGCACUUCCUUUUGUUAUCAAGAGGACUCUGAUGCCAUGGCUUGAUUGACAGAACCUGACGAAAGAAAGUAACACAUCCAUGCUUGCUUUCUGCCGUUGUUUGUGCACGGUUCUGAGGAGAUUCCUAAGGAAGUUCCAUAAUCUCAUUGUGAAAUCAGCAAACGGUACUAAGUACGGUAAGUGAAACCCCCUGCAGCUUUUCCGGACAGCUUGUCCAUAUCGUUGUCAGUUUUUCAUUCUCCUUCCCUUGGGCUGGCUUUGAAUCGAUGACGGACUUGCGUUGACUGAGCUCUCCUUCCACUGUGCAGAUAGGAAGGAUCUGCCUGAGAACUGUUGAAAUGCAACUCUCACUUUGAAUCCCAGUGAACUCGUAGGAUCUGCCGACAUCCACCUUAGUCAUUUGUGAAUUUGGGACCACUUUAGGCUCUUUCCUCGCUCUCGCUGCCGUAACCAUCAUCUCAUUUAAUAAUUUGAUUACAAACGAUUGACUUGAUUGCCGUUACCCCAAUUAGCUUCUCACGUCUUCACAGUUGUUCACCUUCAGGACCCUGUUGUGUCCUCAAAUUUCGAUCGUCCACCAGUUUGGCCCACGAUCCCUUUCAGCGUGUACAGAACUGUUGUCCCUUUGAGGCAGCCACCAAUUGUAGUUUGCAGCUAGUGGCCCUGCGUCUGUAAAGAUAAAAUCGGCUUAGUUCGUUUGUUCAUUUUUUCUCCGAGUGCUGUUGAUCCUGUGCAGUCCAAGACAGUGCGAAGUUGUGAAACUGUCUUUGAAUUUGGACCAUUUCUGAUUUAUGCUUGUCAUCCUUGCACAGGGGCCAUGCUAAUCGUCCGUCUCUGCAUUGUUCAAAUUUUGAAGGCUGUCCCGAAGGAUUUUGGCAGAGCAAGGCUCUGCAGUCUCUGCAUUUUAGCAGAUGUUACAUAGGCUGUGCAGUUUCAGGCUGGAGUUGGUUCUUAACUGGCUGUCCAAGUUGUGUGCAGGCACUCAGCACGUGUUGUUUUGCAGGUUUUGCAGUGAGUGUGGCUUGCAGCGUCAUUCAGAAUGUAUGGGAAAAUUGGGGUCCGUUCGUUUUGCUCUUCGUGCCACCACAGGGUGUUCCAUUUGUUCCUGGAACCAAGUGGGACUCUGUCUACACCUGGCAGCAGGUGGCAGGUUAAUCACAUCCGCACAGAAGUUCCGAGUCAGUCACUUCCUCAUGCGACAAACCAGGUGGGCUCAUUUUGUUCCUGGAAGCAGGUUGGACUCUACCUGUUUGAAGCCAGAUGGGAGGUUUUUCUUUUGUUUUUCAAAGAGAAAUGUGACGGGGUGGUGGGGCAGGGACUGCCGGGGGGUGCUGAACCACCAAGCGAAAGCACGACAGGGCCGUUGCAAGAUGUCGCCCACAGGGAGGGGCGAUCAAUGCACAGGCCCUACAGAGACAUCGGCCUGUGGACAGCCCUGGCUGCUUGGGGGGGGGGAAUACUGUUCUGUGUGGCCACGGUGCUCCUCUCUCUCUCUCUCUCUCUCUCUCUCUCUCUCUCUCUCUCUCUCUCUCUCUCUCUCUCUCUCUCUCUCUCUCUCUCUCUCUCUCUCUCUCUCUCUCUCUCUUUCUCUCUCUCUCCCCCUCCCUCCCUCCCAAACACCUGGGGAUAGUUAUCAUGUGUGAUAAGCGACAUGUAUGGAAGAUCUGUCGAAUGAUAGGGGAGGGGAGAGGGGAAGAGGACGAGACUCGUAGGAAGGGAGGCGAAGAGGAGGAGGUCGGGAGGAGAAGGACAUCCUGGCCAUCUAUGUCCUGCAUGCAUCCAUCAAUGAACUGAGAGAACCUUUGGGGUAAGUCAAUUAAUCAAUCAAGCAAGCAAGCAACAAACCAAUCAAUCAAUCAAUCAACCAGCCAACCAACCAACCAAUCAAUCAAUCAAUCCUUUCUCCUCUCCCGUGUUCUAAUACGUGCAUUCGAAAUCCUAUGGAAAGACUGCUCAACGAGCUGCUGACCUUACACCCAACUAGAUCCGAUCAGUCCUGGUCUAUUCCUCCUCCGAAUUUCUCGCAUGCGUGCUUGGAGUCUAAUUCAUAUUUCGUACAGUGCAAGAGUGUGCAUAACUAAGUUAGCAGUUCCAUAUUUCGUACAGUGCAAGAGUCUGCAUAACUAAGUUAGCAGUUCCGGUCUCACAUGCACCUCUCUCUGUUCUCACCCUGCUUCUCAUAAACCUCG